AUGCCAUUGCUGAAAGAUGAUCUUGACAUUGUGAUCCCCACCAUCAGGAACUUGGACUUCCUUGAGAUGUGGAGGCCAUUCUUUGAGCCUUACCACCUCAUCAUCGUCCAAGAUGGUGAUCCUUUGAAGACCAUCAACGUCCCUGAUGGCUUUGAUUUUGAGCUCUAUAACCGCAACGACAUCAACAGGAUUUUGGAUCCCAAAGCCACCUUCAUUUCCUUCAAGGACCCUACUUGCCUCUACUUUGGCUACAUGGUGUCUAAGAAGAAGUAUAUUUUCAUAAUUGAUGAUGACUGCUUUGUAAGUUCUUUGAUUUAUGGUGCUAAUUAA
This is a messenger RNA of Juglans microcarpa x Juglans regia, 330 nucleotides long. Its product is annotated as UDP-arabinopyranose mutase 1-like. The record is from RefSeq and is a predicted model, not a curated record. Gene Ontology annotation, cellular component: Golgi apparatus; cytosol. Gene Ontology annotation, biological process: plant-type cell wall biogenesis; UDP-L-arabinose metabolic process. The transcript has a single exon. Lineage: Eukaryota; Viridiplantae; Streptophyta; Magnoliopsida; Fagales; Juglandaceae. The coding region runs from base 1 to 330 and encodes 109 amino acids. Gene Ontology annotation, molecular function: UDP-arabinopyranose mutase activity.